Molecule: messenger RNA, 581 nt
Organism: Parasteatoda tepidariorum (common house spider)
Lineage: Eukaryota; Metazoa; Arthropoda; Arachnida; Araneae; Theridiidae
Source: RefSeq, a predicted model, not a curated record
UUUUUUACAUUAUACAUGACUCAUAUUUUAAUAUUGUGCUUUAGUAUAAGACUUCUAGUUUAUUGUCCUUUCUCCUUCACAUCUAGGAAGAAAACAUUAAAGAUGAGUGUUGAUACAUCACAAAAGAUGAAAGCCAAAAAGAAAAGCAGAUAUUUUAUGGAAACUGAAGAGAAAAAUUCAAAUAAACAAGAGGAAGAAAAUUUAGAGGAUCAAAAGAAACGUAAGCAUGAAGAAAUUGUCCAGUUAAGGCCUAAAAAAUUGCAUAGAGAAAAGAAGAAAAUUGUAUCUCAGCUAAAAAGUUUGCACGAUAUACUAGGAAAAACCAGAGAGCCAGAUGAAGAAGAAGUUGAAUUGGAAAAUGCUGUUUUUGGUGGUGAUUUUGGAACUUUUGAAGAUUAUGAGGAUAAAUCCAAUAUUGAAGAAUUAGAAGUUGAAGAGGUUAAAAGAAAACCUGCUUGGGAAGAUGAAGAUGAUGAGCAAUUUCUGUAUGUUUAAUUUACUGUAUAAUUCCUAAAAAUAAGGAUAUAUUUGUGUGUUGUAUGUUUAAAGAGGGAUGUUUUGUAAACAAAAAAUUAAUUUUU